AUGAGGCGUGGGUUUUAUUUGGUUAACCCUGCAACCAGGGAGAUGAAGAAAGUACCAAAGACACCAUCAUGGAGACCUGUGAGGCCCUUUUGCUUGAGCUUAUGUGGAUUUGGAUUUGAUUCCUCCACCAAUGAGUACAAGGUGGUUAACGGGCAGGUCUAUUCUGAUAUCAAUGUAAUCGUAUUUAGUGUCUAUACACUGAAAACUGAUUCUUGGAGAAAGAUCGAGUGCUUCUCUCCCUACCAUGCUUAUUGGUUUCAGGGGAUUUUUCUGAAUGGAGCUAUUCAUUGGUCGGCAACGACAGUUGGAGAUCGAUCCUCUUCGGUGAUUGUAUCUUUUCUAUUAGCAGAGGAGGAGGUUCGCGAAAUUCGACUCCCACCCAUCGGUGAUACUUGUUUAGCAAACCUGGGAGUGUUUAGAGAUUGCCUAUGUAUAACGCUCGCUGGUAUUGAUCAAACAUUUAAUGAGUUUUGGGUCAUGAAAGAAUAUGGGGUGAGCGAGUCUUGGACUAGAAUGAGGGUCUCCAUGCCAUAUCACCAAUUGUCACAUUUUGGUUUCUCUACAAAAUCUCAUGAUUUGAUGGUGUGUGGAAGUUCAUUGCGACUACAAUUUGUUUUGAGAGUUGCGUUUUUCUUCUCCGAGUUGAAUGCAAAAUCAUACCAUAGAUUGGAGUAUGAUAUAUCAAAGAUUGGAGUAUGA
Messenger RNA from Rosa chinensis, 699 nucleotides. RefSeq names its product F-box/kelch-repeat protein At3g06240. The record is from RefSeq and is a predicted model, not a curated record. Bases 1 to 699 code for a protein of 232 amino acids. Lineage: Eukaryota; Viridiplantae; Streptophyta; Magnoliopsida; Rosales; Rosaceae. The transcript has a single exon.